AUGGUGAAGCUACUGUCACUCGCUGCUGCUGCCUUGAGCUUCUCAAGCGCUGUCGUUGCUGUUCCAUCAAAAUGGGGCGGCUCCUCGACAACAUAUUUCCCUGUCGUUGACAAAUGGCUUAACCAGAAGUGCCCGGGCAAAUAUCAGCCAUGCACAGAGCGCAACAUCAAGGUCCGCAAGGACUUUGAUUCAAUGGCACCAGCUGAGAGAAAAGCAUACACAGAUGCCAUCAACUGUCUGAGAGCCCAGCCAUCGCAACUCGAUCCUAAGGAGUACCCUAGUGCCAUCAACCGAUACUUCGAUUAUGCUGUCGUCCAUGUCAACAAGACACGAGUCGUGCACUUGGACGGAUUUUUCCUGAUAUGGCACAGAAUGUUCCUGCAUGUGUUUGAGGAGGACUUGAGAGAUACUUGCGGUUAUACAGGCGCAUUCCCAUACUGGAAUUGGCCAGCGACUGCCGACAACCUUCGAGGUGCACCUAUCUUCGACGGUUCCGAGUACUCGAUGUCAGGUGACGGAAGAUAUACCAACAACGCUUCCGUUGUCCUUUCUCCCACUUUGUCAAUCCCACAUGGCAGCGGUGGUGGUUGCAUCUUGUCUGGUCCUUUUAAGGGCAUGAACAGAACCAUGAAUGUUGUCACCAACCAGUUCCUCCUCAAUGGUACCCAACCACCACACAGCAUUUACAACAAGAACGAGACAUGCUUGACUCGCGAUCUGAACACCUUUGCCGCCCAGACGUGGACCAACUACACUGCAGUUCAGGUUGCUGUUGAGUCGCCAAACCUCAAGGUUUUGGAGGAUCGCCUCAACGGCGUCAUUGGUGGUGGUUCGCUCGGUAUCCAUUCUGGUGCCCACUUCAUUAUGGGCGCUCCAGCCUCCAACAUCUUCGUCUCUGCUCAAGAUCCAAUUUGGUAUCCAAUGCACACCAUGUUGGACCGUGUUUACGCCAGCUGGCAAAUCAGACACCCUGACAUUGCCAACAGCGUUCAUGGCACAAUGACUGCUCAGAACUUGCCACCAUCCGCCAAUGUUACUUUGGAUACCGUGAUCCCAGAUCAGGGUUACUUCAACAUGGCACCAUACACGAUCGGCGAGCUGAUCAGCACAACCGCUGGUCCUUUCUGCUACAAGUACGAUCUGGCCAUCUAG
Lithohypha guttulata is the source of this 1152-nucleotide messenger RNA. RefSeq lists its product as uncharacterized. The coding region runs from base 1 to 1152 and encodes 383 amino acids. Gene Ontology annotation, molecular function: oxidoreductase activity. The transcript has a single exon. NCBI's taxonomy places the organism in Eukaryota, Fungi, Ascomycota, Eurotiomycetes, Chaetothyriales, Trichomeriaceae. The record is from RefSeq and is a predicted model, not a curated record.